Messenger RNA from Sinocyclocheilus rhinocerous, 1309 nucleotides. It is a transcript of the gene reep2, whose product is annotated as receptor accessory protein 2. Gene Ontology annotation, cellular component: endoplasmic reticulum tubular network; cytoplasmic microtubule; endoplasmic reticulum membrane. The transcript is spliced from 8 exons. Gene Ontology annotation, biological process: endoplasmic reticulum tubular network organization. The record is from RefSeq and is a predicted model, not a curated record. Bases 134 to 946 code for a protein of 270 amino acids. Lineage: Eukaryota; Metazoa; Chordata; Actinopteri; Cypriniformes; Cyprinidae. Gene Ontology annotation, molecular function: taste receptor binding; microtubule binding.
AUGCAGCGGCUCCCCGUCAUCCUCACUGCUGCACUGAGACAGACUCACAAGAUCCGCUGUGAUUCCUCCUGCGCUCAGAAUGGAGAUGUUGAAUAAUCGACUAAAAUAAGAAAAAGUCCUCGCAGAGAUCAAGAUGGUGUCGUGGAUCAUUUCGCGGAUGGUGGUCCUGGCCUUCGGGACCCUCUACCCAGCCUAUUCCUCUUAUAAGGCUGUGAAGACGAAAAACGUCAAGGAGUAUGUGAAAUGGAUGAUGUACUGGAUAGUGUUUGCGUUAUUUACAACAGCAGAGACCAUCACAGAUAUGCUUCUCUCUUGGUUUCCAUUUUAUUUUGAGCUGAAGAUUGCCUUUGUUAUCUGGCUUUUGUCACCGUACACCAAGGGCUCCAGUGUGCUGUACCGCAAGUUUGUGCACCCCACGCUCUCCAAUAAAGAAACGGAAAUUGAUGAGUACAUAACCCAGGCUAAAGACCGCAGUUAUGAGACCAUGAUGCGGUUCGGGAAGAGAGGACUCAAUAUUGCUGCCACUGCAGCAGUCACAGCAGCCACAAAGGGUCAGGGUGUGUUAUCAGAGAAGCUGCGCAGUUUCAGCAUGCAGGAUCUGACUCUGAUUCAGAACGAAGACGAGCUGCAGCUGGACGGCACAGACGACACACACACUGCCGCCACGCUACCUCGGGCUAAAACAGUCACGCGCACAGUUCGUGCCACACCCAUACCGGCUGACACUGAAUCACAGCACAUGUCUCGCUCUGAUGAACAGUCAGAUAGCAGGACGGAGCAUUCAGAUGAAGAUGCAGCAGAUAAGGCCCCAAAACGCACCCCAAGCGUCAGAGCAGCCAAGAAACCAGCCGCUGCCAAGACAGAGCAGACCACCAAGACAGUGAAGAAACCGACAAAGAAGAAAGCCACCACCACCACGGCCAACAACAAUGCUGAAUCCCCAUGAGUCACACUGCGUUUAUCCAUCCCUGGACAACACACACACAUUCACGUGCUUUCCCAUACUAACAUUAGUGCUCUUCGCUUUUACAGAUACGUUCUUACAACUGCAGAUACACACAUAAACUAAGAUGCAUCGCCUGAGGCUGUUUUUAUCUAGUAGGUUUAAUGCGGUGAAGAUGUUAAGACGUCUGGCUUCAUGCAUUCAUUUUCUCUGUUAUCACUCCCAUGCGUGUGUUUCAAGUAAGGCUGGGUCUUGUCUUUUUCUCUGUAGGCCUUAAUAUUUUCAAAAGCAUGAGAUCAGAAAGCAGUUGCCUGCACAUGAUCAUAUAUCAACACGUCUGAGCCCACUGUUUCAUAUAACCACAGA